Messenger RNA from Diplodia corticola, 1626 nucleotides. Its product is annotated as f-box protein. Lineage: Eukaryota; Fungi; Ascomycota; Dothideomycetes; Botryosphaeriales; Botryosphaeriaceae. The coding region runs from base 1 to 1626 and encodes 541 amino acids. Gene Ontology annotation, biological process: phosphatidylcholine biosynthetic process. The record is from RefSeq and is a predicted model, not a curated record. The transcript has 2 exons.
AUGUCUGAUCCGCAACCCAUCCCGAGCUCUCGCUCGGAGCCUGCCCUCGGUGGCGUCUCUGAGUCCUCGCAGAUACCUUCUGCCGGUGACUCAACGCAUGCAUCGUCCGCGCUCGGUGGUGAUGAUUACACAUCCCCAUCUCCAGAUUCAUCCGAACUCUCGCGCUGGGGCUCUUUCUCCGCCAGUAGCAAGUCUGACGAUGACGACGACGAGAGCUUCGUUCCCCCCGACCGCCUCACCAUCUUCGACAUGAUCGAAAACCUUGCGCUCCCUCAGCGCCUCGAGCAGUUCCAGCGUUCGAUCUCCGAACAAAAGACAAAGCUUCAGCGCCAGCAGCAGCGUUUGAAGUCUCAAGGCAUGAGUGCAAAGGACAAGGUCAUCGAUGAAUGGCGGCGACGCGCCCCUACCGCAGAUGAACAGUUGGAAAAGUACAAGAAGCGCAUGACCCAGUCCGUUGACCGUCUGGGCGACAAGUGGAACGAUUCCAAGGCCGUGACGGCACGCGAGAAGCUUUCUUUUAUUGCUGGUGUGCUCAACAUCUUCAUCAGCGGCUACCUCAUCGGCGCGCAUCCGGAAUGGUUCCAUACCUGGUACUCUGCACAACUGCUCUACUUCAUGCCUAUUCGGUACUACACCUACCACAAGAAGGGAUAUCACUACUUCUUGGCCGAUCUCUGCUACUUUACGAACUUUCUCUUAUUCCUCAGCAUCUGGAUCUUCCCCAACAGCAAACGCAUGUUCAUCAGUUCUUACUGCUUGGCCUUUGGCAAUAACGCCGUGGCCAUUGCCAUGUGGAGGAACUCGCUAGUAUUCCACUCUCUGGACAAGGUCACCUCUCUCUUCAUUCACAUCAUGCCAUGCGCGGCCCUCCAUUGCAUGGUUCAUCUUCUUCCGGCCUCUGUCCAGCUCGAGAAGUUCCCGGCAGUUCACACCAUAAUACAUUCUGCUCCCGACUCUCCGGAACACUACACUCUCCGCCAGAUGGUCAUCUGGGCUACCGUACCAUACGCAAUUUGGCAGCUGGCAUACCACUUCUUGAUCACUGUCAGGCGCCGCGAGAAGAUCGCUGCAGGGCGUCCGACGUCUUUCACCUGGCUGCGCAAGUCGUAUGGGCCGACUUUGAUUGGAAAGGCGGUGCUGAGCCUCCCGAAUGCUUGGCAAGAGCCUGCCUUCAUGCUCAUCCAAUAUUCGUACGCCGUCCUUACGAUGGUGCCAUGUCCAAUCUGGUUCUGGUACCGUUGGGCGUCGUCGGGAUUCCUCAUGACGGUGUUCAUUUGGUCGAUUUACAACGGCGCCAACUAUUAUAUUGAAGUGUUUGGCAAGCGCUUCCAGAAGGAACUUGACCAACUCAAACGGGACGUGUCGAAGUGGCAAAGCUCACCGGACGUCAGUGGUGGGCUGAAAACACCCGGUGAAGAUAAGGAGGAAUCGGCGCCCAAAGUUGAGGGGGUCGGCGACGAACAGAAUAGCCCGCAAAAGUUGAGCGUGGGCGCAGCCGCAGGGAUGAACGUCCCAAAGGCAGGACAAAGUGGUAGCAUCGAGUCGAUCCCACUUCUGGACGAUGCUAAGGGAUCCAGUGGAGCACAACGGCCUGAGGGCAAUGGAGAACUAAGGGAGCGGAAGUAA